AUGCUUCGUUCAUUCGUUGUGAAAGUUGGUAGGAAUAGUAGGUUUGGUUGUAGAAUUGGCGAUAAUCAUAUAAUUAAUUUAAGAACAUAUAGUGCCACAACUCAAGUUCUGACUAAAGUUAAAACCAUGACCGAACAAAAGAAGGUUACACAUGCUGACUCAGAAACAGCGCCAAUAACGUCUCAAUUGCUUGCAAAACAAGAAAAAUACACCAUUAACACAUAUCUUCGUCCACCCAUUAUUCUUUCUCAUGGUAAAGGUUGUCACGUCUAUGAUUUAGCAAAUAGAGAAUAUCUUGAUUUCACAGCUGGAAUAGCAGUGAACGCGUUGGGUCAUUCCGAUCCUGAAUUGGCGAGAGUAAUUCAUGAACAAGCAUUAAAACUUGUUCAUUUGAGUAAUCUAUAUCAUAAUGAGUAUGCUGGACAACUUGCUGAGUUAUUAGUUGAAUCUACACGUAGUGGAGGUGGAUUUGAAGCAUCUAAAGUAUUUUUCUCCAAUUCUGGUACUGAAGCGAAUGAAGGUGCAUUAAAAUUCGCAAGAAAAUGGGGAAAACAUGUUGGUAAAAAAAGUAAUGAAGAAUUGAAUAUGAAUAAAUAUGGUGUUGUGUCAUUUUCAAACGCUUUUCAUGGUAGAUCUUUUGGAUCGUUGUCAGCUACACCUGCACCUAAAUAUCAAAGUCCAUUCGCGCCAAUGGUGCCAGGAUUUGUAACCAUACCUUAUAAUGAUAUUAGUAAGAUUAAUGAACAUGUGACCGAUAAAACCUGUGCUGUAAUUGUCGAACCUAUUCAAGGUGAGGGUGGAGUAUGGGAAGCCACCGUUCCAUUUAUUGAAGCUUUGAGAAAACGAUGUGAUGAAGUUGAUGCUUUACUGAUUUUUGAUGAAAUUCAGUGUGGUCUUGGUCGUACUGGAAAAUUAUGGGCACAUCAAAAUUAUCCAAAAUCUUGCCAUCCAGAUAUUAUGACAUUAGCUAAACCAUUAGCCAAUGGAAUCCCAAUUGGUGCCAUUAUUACUACACAACGUGUUGCUGAUAUAAUUGCGAUCGGUGAUCAUGGUACAACUUUUGGUGGUAAUCCCUUAGUAUGCCGAGCAGCUCUUUCAGUAGUUUCACGUAUAAACACACACGAAUUAUUGACAAAUGUUAAUAAUGUCGGAUCCUAUUUUAAAUCAGCGUUCGAAAAGUUAGCGACUAAAUAUCCAUCUCUUAUUUCAACUGUACGAGGGCGAGGACUUAUACUUGGAAUACAAUUUACUAAAAAUCCAAGUGGAAUGGUUCAAUUAGCCAGAGAACGAGGCCUAUUAAUAAUUACUGCCGCAAAUGAUACCAUCAGAAUUGUACCUCCAUUAAUAUUGACAAAAGAAGAGGCCGAAAAGGGCGUAGCAAUUUUGGAAGAAUGUUUGGAAAUCUUUGAAAAGGAAAAUAACUAA
Molecule: messenger RNA, 1425 nt
Organism: Cetraspora pellucida
Lineage: Eukaryota; Fungi; Glomeromycota; Glomeromycetes; Diversisporales; Gigasporaceae
Source: the annotation of a GenBank genome assembly